Molecule: messenger RNA, 1983 nt
Organism: Tribolium madens (black flour beetle)
Lineage: Eukaryota; Metazoa; Arthropoda; Insecta; Coleoptera; Tenebrionidae
Product: delta(24)-sterol reductase-like
Exons: 2
Coding region: 315-1907 (530 amino acids)
Biological process (GO): steroid metabolic process
Cellular component (GO): cytoplasm; membrane
Molecular function (GO): Delta24(24-1) sterol reductase activity; FAD binding
Source: RefSeq, a predicted model, not a curated record
UAAUAAUGACCACUUCCCAACCUGAACUGUAUAUUGCAUAUCAAUUGUUAAAUGAAACUGAAAUGUCAUACAUUUCAACUUUUCACAUGCAAGUUUAAUUUGAUUAUUACUUUAUGAUUGUGAAUAAAAAAAAGAAUUUCCGCCCACAUAAUAACAAAUACCAACAUGAAAUUAAUUUCAAGAGAAAACACAGAACGUGAGGGUGAAAGGUCAAAAUUAUUAUCACUUUAUUUAUUAAUAAAUUAUCAAUCGUCUCCAGUGUAGUAAACAUCGAUAAGCCACAUCGCAACAAGUGUUAAUAAACUCCCCCAAAAAUGGCUGGAGGUCACUUCAAGGCCCGCCUCAUCGAAUUCCUCGAAACCCAUCGAGGCCUCGUCGUUCUCUUCUUCUGCCUUCCUGCUAGUUACAUUUUUAAUUUCAUCCUAACAUUCCGCAAAACUCUUCACCGGUUCUUCAGCAAUCCGAAAAACCACGACUCUCGCGUCCGAACAAUCCAGAAACAAAUCCAACAAUGGAACAAGAUCCCCAAAGACGAAAGAAAACUCUUAUGUACAGCGCGCCCCAAUUGGUUAAGCCUAUCUACCACUUUUUACCGCAAAGACCUCUGUCAUAAAAUCAACGUCGAUUUGUUCAACAUUUUGGAAUUGGAUCAACACAACCUGACUGUUAGAGUCGAACCCAUGGUCACAGUGGGCGAAAUCACGAAAUAUCUCAUCCCAAGAGGCUACACACUGGCUGUGACUCUUGAAAUCGCUGAUGCUACUCUAGGCGGCCUUGCGUUGGGUACCGGAAUGACGACACAUUCUCACAAAGUAGGGCUUUACCACGAAACGAUCAUCUCCUACGAGGUUGUUUUACACGAUGGAAGCCUUGUUAGGGCUACAAGGAAUGAAAAUACGGACCUGUAUAAAACUUUGCCUUGGUCACACGGAAGCCUAGGUUUUCUCGUAGCUCUAACCUUGAAACUUGUCAAAGUGAAACCUUUCAUCAAAAUGAAUUACAUUCCAAUCCAAGGUAAAAAGAAUUACUGUGACAUGAUAAGAUUACUGUCCGGUGAUAGUGGCAAUUAUCCCACUGAAGACUACGUCGAAGCAACCAUUUUUAGCCCCGAAAAAGCUGUAAUCAUGACAGGGUCUUACUCCGACUACGACCCAAACCUCCCAAUAAACCACGUAACCCGUUGGUACAAACCUUGGUUUUAUAAAUACACAGAAUCAUUUUUGAAAAAAGGCAAACACACAGAGUUGAUCCCCCUUCGUGAGUAUUUACUGAGACACAAUCGGGCGAUUUUCUGGGUUGUCGAAUCAAUGAUUCCUUUUGGUAACAACCCAAUAUUUCGCCUUUUCUUCGGCUGGCUCUUACCCCCAAAACCGGCAUUUCUCAAAUUCACCACAACCCCAGGUGUGCGAGCUUACACUUUCACGAGACAAGUUUUUCAAGAUAUCGUUUUACCCAUCCGCAAACUAGAAGAUCAAAUCGAUAAAUCGGAUGAACUUUUCGACGCAUAUCCACUUCUUGUUUAUCCUUGCAGGAUUUAUGACCGAGGGCCGGCUUCCGGUCAGUUGAAAGCGCCUCGGAAGGACUACAUCGUAGAAGGCACUGAUUAUGCCAUGUAUAACGAUUUGGGGAUUUAUGGGGUACCUGGCUAUGUGAAAAGGAAGGAGAAAUAUAACCCGGUUUAUGCUAUGAGAGAAAUGGAGAAAUUUACGCGAGACAUUGGGGGAUUUUCGUUCUUGUAUGCCGACAUUUUCAUGACUAGAGAGGAGUUCGAGGAAAUGUUUGACUUGACGUUGUAUGAGAAAGUGAGGGUGAAGUAUGGAGCCGAAGGCUCAUUCCCACAUCUUUACGAUAAAGUCAAACCAGAAAUCGACGUAUUUGAAGUAGGGCAACGAUUCGAAAUCAAGUGAAAUUUCAACAAAUCAAUGGUUUUGUUAAUUUUUGUACAAGUAUUUUUCUAUUAUAAUAAAUCUAAUCUUAUUUAAA